AUCUGCUUCUGAAUAUUUCAAUUUCAUUUGGUAGACCUAUCGUACACAUUUGUUUCCCCCCUGGUGGUUUUUUGGUAGCCAACAUAAAGCUGGUGGAAGCUCUAGGCUACUAGCAGAUGAGUUGAUUCCGAUGGAUUCUACUGUGAGUGGAUAUGCCACUACUUCACUAUUCUCUAAAGCUGUUUGGGUUUCGAUUAAUCCAUUGCUUAGUACAGGAUACCAAUCCCCUUUAAAGUUAGAUGAAGUGCCUUUGCUUCCACCUGAUUUCCAAGCUGUAAGAACGUCAGAGUUUUUACAAAAAAAUUUCCCUAAGCCAGUGCAGUUGUCUGAUAUAUAUGUCGGAACAACUCUAAUCCGAAGUUUCAUUGCUACUGCUUCUGCGGAUAGAACAAAACUUUGAGCCCGAUUCAAAUUAUGACAUCUUUUCUACUCUACGUCCUUAUUUUUGCCAUAUUCUAUGCUAUGUAAACUUACGAAUUUAAAAUAGCGGUAAAUAACAAUUUUAUUUUUUCUUAU
Messenger RNA from Capsicum annuum, 516 nucleotides. RefSeq names its product ABC transporter C family member 4-like. The transcript is spliced from 2 exons. NCBI's taxonomy places the organism in Eukaryota, Viridiplantae, Streptophyta, Magnoliopsida, Solanales, Solanaceae. Bases 131 to 400 code for a protein of 89 amino acids. The record is from RefSeq and is a predicted model, not a curated record.